Molecule: messenger RNA, 1225 nt
Organism: Betta splendens (Siamese fighting fish)
Lineage: Eukaryota; Metazoa; Chordata; Actinopteri; Anabantiformes; Osphronemidae
Product: macrophage receptor MARCO-like
Exons: 14
Coding region: 47-1225 (392 amino acids)
Cellular component (GO): membrane
Source: RefSeq, a predicted model, not a curated record
GUGAAGAUGACUAUGUCAAGUGAAGCUGGAGACAUCAGAAGGCAAGAUGACUGGUGAAGUGUCAUACACCCAGAAUAAUCCACUAUUUGGCAUGUCAAAUAGCAGGAGUGAUCUCAACAGCCUAAGGUCUGAGGAUUUGAAGCCAUUGAGGCCCAAAAGACGGUGGGGUCUAUUUGUCCUUGCUGUUUACCUGAUUCUGCAGACCGUGCUUAGUGCUUUUCUUCUAUAUAAAGUUUUCACCUUGGAGGCUUCACUAUCUAACAUCAAGUCAGAAAAACUACCCAACGCUCUUGUUCACAACAACAGCACAGCAGGAAUCCUCAAAGACCAGCUGUGGGCUUUGCAAAAUGAGGUCAACGGUCUGUGUAAAGAAGACGGACAGCUGGGGAGGCUGAGGGCUGAACUGAUGGUUGUCAACGCCAGCACCAAUAACCUGGAGGCGAAGCUGAGAAAUAUUAGCUAUAAAUCAGGACCUCCAGGCAGAGAUGGCUUGCAAGGACUUCCAGGAACCCCUGGAGAGAUGGGCCCAAAAGGCAUAUCUGGACCCCCUGGACCCGCUGGUCCUCCUGGACCCCCAGGGAAUCAAGGACCAGGUGCAAAAGGAGAACCUGGGGUCGCAGGUCCUCGUGGAGAAAAAGGUGACACUGGGAACUUUGGUCAAAAAGGAGAGCGUGGAAUUGUUGGUCUUCCUGGACAAAAAGGAAAUGUUGGUCCACCUGGAAUUCCAGGCUUGAUCGGACCACCUGGUUUGAAUGGAAAUCAAGGACCACCAGGUUCUAAAGGUGAAAAGGGAGACUCAGGAAAUUCACCAGAGUUGAACGUGCGUCUUAUACCAGGAAAAUAUCGAGGGAGAGUAGAGGUGAAACACAACGGGGUGUGGGGCACCAUUUGUAACGACAACUUUGACAUAGUGGAUGGUCGAGUUCUCUGUAAGAUGUUGGGCUUCCAAACAUGCGUUACCACCUUCACUGCCACCGCAGGGACUGGCAAAAUCUGGCUGGAUGACCUGCGAUGCUUAGGAACUGAGUCAGACAUCUUUGACUGCGCACAUAAUGGAAUUAGUGUCAACAACUGCCAACACAAUGAGGACGCUGGACUACAAUGUGAAGCGUCUUAUUUUGAAGCCAGGAAGUGGCGAACCUUGCAUUUGGCGAACACCGUAACCAUUGUAGCACAGGCGCAGUACACUAGCCCCUGCUCCCAAUUGUGGCUUGUGUACGUAUAA